This is a messenger RNA of Cladocopium goreaui, 1410 nucleotides long. The record is from the annotation of a GenBank genome assembly. NCBI's taxonomy places the organism in Eukaryota, Dinophyceae, Suessiales, Symbiodiniaceae.
GUCGAUCGUUGAAUCAAUCUUCCAGGUUCCCCUUCUGCAUUUCUUGCGUGAAUUGCAGCCAUGUCUGGUAACGGCUACGGUGUCGCUGCAAAUGAGGCUCUUCCCUGCAAAUGCAUCGCGGCCAUGAGCGGUGGUGCCCCCUUGACGUUGCACACCAUCACCCGCCGGCCAGUAGGAAAGAAGGACGUGCAGAUUAGCAUCAAAUACGCAGGCAUUUGCCACUCUGACAUCCACCAAGCACGAGAAGAAUGGGGCAAGGCCAUUUUCCCAAUGGUGCCUGGUCACGAGAUCGCUGGCGAGGUGGUUGCUGUUGGUGAUGAAGUGACCAAGUACAAGGUCGGAGACAAGGUGGGUGUUGGUUGCAUGGUGGACAGUUGCCGAAACUGCCCGUCGUGCAAAGCUGGCGAUGAGAACUACUGCCAGACUGGUGCAAUUAUGACCUACAAUGGCAAGCACAAGUACCAGCAUUGCGAGGAGUACAAUGAUGAAGGCGGCGCACCCACCUAUGGCGGAUACUCGCAAGGCAUUGUGGUGGAUCAAAACUAUGUUUGCAAGAUUCCGGAUGGCAUGGACCUAGCUGGUGCUGCUCCGUUGCUUUGUGCAGGCAUCACUGUGUACUCACCCUUCAUGUACUAUGGAUUGAAGCCAGGCAUGAAAUUGGCAGUUGCCGGACUGGGUGGUUUGGGUGCGAUGGCUGUGUUGAUCGGCAAGGCCAUGGGUGCUGAAGUGACCGUUCUGUCUCGCUCUCCAUCAAAGAGAGAUGAGGCACUGAAAGAACUGAAGGCUGACAAGUUUGUGGUAGUCACUGAUGAGGCUGAUGCAGCGACAGUGAAAAGCUACUUUGACUUCAUGAUCAACACUAUUGCAGCUGACCAUGAUCUUGCUCCUUACAUGGACAUGCUCACCUACAACGGCAAGCAAAUUCUUGUCGGCGUACCCCCCAAUCCUUUGAGCUUCCAUGCUUUCCAAUUGGCUGUUCCAAGAAAGACGAUUGCAGGGUCAUUGAUUGGAGGCAUCAAAGAGACACAGGAGAUGUUGGACUUCUGUGCCAAGCACGGUAUCACCUGCCCUCAUGAGGUGAUCCCUGCCGAUCCUGAGAAGGUGAACGCAGCCUAUGAGCGGGCUGUGAAGUCUGAUGUGAAAUAUCGCUUCGUCAUCGACACUGCGACUUUUGCGUGAUCUUCCUGGUGAUUUGGUACAACUUUGCCAAUGAGCCACUUUUUGCGUUGUUUUGCACCCUUGCAGUUGACCGUUUUCCGACACUUGCACAAAGAAGACAUGGGCGGGUGUAAAGAGCUGUUUGAGCUUCCAAGGAGCACUGCUCAGCUUGUCUUAUCGGUCGAAAACAAAGUGUCACUUCGAAGGACUUUGCUGCAUCCUGCUGCAACUUUGUAAGUGAACGCCUUAAAA